AUGAAAACGUUGAUUGGAUGGUGUGUGGCGGGUGUUUUGUUGUUGGCGUUCACCGAGGCGGCUCCUCAAUUCGCGACGGCUCGCUCCACCUAUCUCACCACGUUUUCGCUUCUGGAACCGUCUUGUGUUGUCACGGGCGGAAAACUCUUCGUGAACGGGAUCGAGGACCGGACUCUCAAUUGGUCGGAGAGACACGAGUUUGAAACGUAUCAGACAUUGAAAAACAACUAUGUCAAGUUGGUGAAGCGUGCUAUCGAGAAGCAACUCAAUCGUAUGUUGCGCAACAAGGAGAGAGGAGAGUCAAAGUUCGAGGUGCAACCAUUGUUGGACGAGAGGAUCAAGGCUCCAGAGAAGCCGUCAUUUUGCUCGGAUGAGGUGACCACACAGUACGCCUUUUCCGGGUGCAUCGUACAGAACAACAAAGUGAUCAUCAAUGGAGCGAUGGUUCGCGAGUUGUCCAGUGAUGAGAUCAAAGAGCUCAAGAGCUAUCUCGCCAAGUUGGAAGAGUUCAAGAAAUGGGCCGAGAAAACCGUUGAACAGAAGAUGAACGAGGCGUUCCGGGGAAUGGUGAGUGAGUCGGUUGAGAAUUUAUCGGUUUUUGGUGGUCGUUCACGGUCUAUUUUCACGAAAUCGUCAUCAUCGACGUCUUCUCGAUCGUCGUCGCCUCAAUCGUUCGACGGAAUGUCAGUGCGAGCGCGUCUCGUCGCCCAUUCAUCGAUCACCAUCGAUCACGAAAAGCAACAAGCCGUUUAUCAAACUCGCGAUGUUGUGCCGAUGACUGACGUGAAGUGGACGAGCUUGCAGCGAUGUUGCGUCUUUCUUCCACCGAUCAUCAUUUUUGGAUUAACCAUAUUCAACACUCAGCUGGGCGUUUACUCCUUCUGGCAUCUCUACGAUCAUCAGAUCAUCGCCGCAAUUGUUGCUAACUACAUGCAGAUUCUAGUUCUCACGAACAUUUGGGCGAUGGUCAAAAGUCAAAGCAAGAAUUGUCCCCAAUAUCAAUUGCAUCGUCUCGGCAUUUCAUCCUCGUGGAUGGCAGAGUACAAGAACGAAUACACGAGGAGGGAUAGCGCCGUGAAACGUUAUUGGAAGUGGAAGCUGUGCAAGAAGUGUCAAUGUUACGCACCCCUUCGCUCGGUGCAUUGCGAGGAUUGCGGACAAUGCUCAUUGAGAAACGAUCAUCAUUGCUACCUGUUUGGAGUGUGCAUUGGAGUUGCCAACAUGCGUCACUUCAUCGUCUGCACCUACUGGAUGAUGUGCGGCGGAGCGUGGGGAGCAUCGACUUUUCUUUAUCUUCUUGCACAAAUCGUCUUUAACCAUGAGGGCAUCAUUUCCCAGAAGUACUUGCACCCGAUCCUCAGCCAAUUCAGCAGCGCUAAUCGUCACAGGCCUGUUUAUCCUAACGAAGUGUCUUCAUCGUUAUUCAACGAGAGCUUUCUGAUGUUGUUGACAUCAACGAUGGUGUUUUUCUUUUCGAUGCUUGCCUUUAUUUGCGGAGGGUUUUUCUUCUUUAUGCAGAUGUACUACACACGCCAAGGCGUUGGAAUGCGCGAAGCCGAUAGCAUUGCCCCAGUCAUUCGUGGUGAUGAUCAAGGAACGACUUUUGUGAAUCGUCUCCAAUUCUACAUCGGUAAUCCGCUGUGUGCUCAUAUUUUCAUCCCACCUCAACUUUUGCAGAUGAUUUGGCCUGAAAUGGCUGAUGUUGAGUGGUCGGAGAACUACGUGCGCUCGAUUGUCACACAGCCGUUCAAAGCAAAUCUCACGAUCAAAGAGGGAACCUAUGAGCGC
Molecule: messenger RNA, 1788 nt
Organism: Mesorhabditis belari
Lineage: Eukaryota; Metazoa; Nematoda; Chromadorea; Rhabditida; Rhabditidae
Source: the annotation of a GenBank genome assembly